UACAUGCAGGGCUUGGAUGUGACCAUGCCCUCCAAUAGGAACUUCUUCCUUCACUUUCCCAGGGAAACCAAAAGAAAUCCAAAACCUUCCAAAUGAGCUUUUAGUGGAGAAGCACCUAAAGAAAAAAGAGAGAAAGCAAAGGGGCUUUCCAAGUCCGCCACCAUUAUCAAAAAGGGGAAAAAGUAGAAAGAAAGAAAGAGGGGAAAAGAUGGGAAGAAGUCCUUGUUGCACCAAGGAGGGACUGAACAGAGGGGCUUGGACAGUUCUCGAGGACCUGAUCCUCACGGAUUAUAUCAAAGCUCACGGUGAAGGCAAGUGGAGGAACAUUCCUAAGGAAUCUGGGCUGAGGAGAUGUGGGAAGAGUUGCAGGCUGAGAUGGUUGAAUUAUCUGAGGCCUGACAUCAAGAGAGGCAACAUCGCUCCCGAGGAAGAGGACCUCAUCAUCAGGCUUCACAAGCUUCUGGGCAACAGAUGGUCUUUGAUAGCCGGAAGACUUCCAGGGCGAACAGACAAUGAAAUCAAGAACUAUUGGAACACCACCUUAGGAAAGAAGGUGAAAGGAGAAGAACCAAAGCAACCUAAGAAGGAUGAGACCAAGAAGCCCAAGACUAAACAACCCAGCAAAGAUCCGACGCCAACAUCGGCAGCUAACAUCGACCCAGACGCGGUUCGGCCCCAAACGGCAGAGUGCAAUGAGAUAAUUGUCUAUCCAGAGCCACAGCCAGAAGCAUCAGUAACAGAUUUCGCCUCGGUUCAAGAUCUGGCGGGGGAUUACGCAUAUGCAGUGCCGAAAUCCAGCGAGGGAUCGCCAUUGAUCUUGUCGGAGGAAGAGGACUUCGGGAAUCUGCCGAUGGACUUCAGUCUGAGCGAGCUCUUGCUGUCUGAUGUUCCUGAGUCCGAGUUCUGGGAGCUGUGCCAGUUUGAUAAUACUUUGGAUCAGCCUCUCCGCUUCUCAGAAGAGAUGAUGAGGAGUUGGGCCAGUGAGGAUGGUUUCUAAUUCAAAGCUUAAUUGACCUGCAAGUUCGAAUCUACUUUGCUUUUUAAUUGGAUCCAUGAACCAUUUUGUGCUACAGUGAUUUUAACUCUGGGGAUGAACCCAUUAAAGAACCAAUGCUCAAGUUUGGCUGGUCCUGCAAUCAUUAACGCCUAUGGUCUUCGAUCAGCUAGCGUUCUGGAGCUGUGUUUGACUAGCUAGUCGUUUAUGUUCUUGUUUCUUUGUCCAAAGUAUUGGUGUUUAUACCGUGGCAAUAAGCGACGAUCGAUUUAAUCUGAAUAAAACGAUGUAUAUCAUUAACUUUGCAA
Syzygium oleosum is the source of this 1302-nucleotide messenger RNA. Its product is annotated as transcription factor MYB123-like. NCBI's taxonomy places the organism in Eukaryota, Viridiplantae, Streptophyta, Magnoliopsida, Myrtales, Myrtaceae. The record is from RefSeq and is a predicted model, not a curated record. The transcript has 3 exons. Bases 209 to 997 code for a protein of 262 amino acids.